GCUAACGUCACCGGGGAGUUUACAGAACCGUGUAACCUUUUCCAAACCCCAUCAUCACCUUGUUUUGUUUUGUCACCACCAAUGUUUGCAAAUGCUGAGGUUGUAGUGUAGGAGCAUAACAUCAACAUUAAACAACAAGAUGUUGAAGCUCUGGAAUUGGUACCAUGGCUGUCUUUCUGUUCAUCCAGUCAAGACUCAGGUAAUCAGCUCUGCACUCCUCUGGGCUGCAGGGGACCUCACUGCUCAAUACAUCACUUUCUCAGCUGCACAUAAACCUCUUCAUUUGUCUGAAGCAGAUGCUAAAUUUAAGGUUGACUGGAACCGGGUGGUUGUGACAAGCAUGUUUGGAUUUGGUUUUGUUGGACCAGUUGGCCACUUCUGGUAUGAAGGCUUGGACAAAUUUAUAAGGUGUAAGCUUCAACUGAUGCCAACAUCUGCGCGAGCGGUAGCUACUAAAGUGGCAAUGGAUGGCUUAAUUUUUGGUCCUGUACAUUUGUUCGUCUUCUUUACUUACAUGGGAAUCUGCGCCGGCAAGACUAUUCCUCAGGUGAAGGAAGACUUGAAGAGGAACUAUGUCCCAGCCUUGAUUCUAGAAGGUGGCGUGUGGCCGAUUGUGCAGGUUUUCAAUUUUUCUUAUGUUCCGGUGAAAUACCAGCUUCUAUAUGUGAACUUGUUCUGCUUGCUGGAUAGUGGUUUCCUGUCGUGGUUGGAUCAACAAAAGGAUGCACCAUGGAAACAAUGGUUUUCAUUUCAUUCCAAGAAUGGAAAAGGAGGUAGAGAUUGAUGGAGCAUGAAACACUGAGUGAUCAGAGAUUAUGAAUAGUAUGCUUCUAUGAUAUUAUGAGAGUUGUAACAGAUAGAUUUGCUUAAGGGUAUUGAAUUCUAUAAUAAAAUGAUUCCAAUUAUUAUUGUACUGCACUACUGCAGAAGCACAAGAUCUAUAGCAUAUUUCAACUUUCAAGUAACUCAAGAGAAUAAAAACGUAUACAGACACACAAGUUAAUAAUGGUAGAAUUGCAGUUAAUAGAGUAAUUGUGAAA
This is a messenger RNA of Lotus japonicus, 1040 nucleotides long. RefSeq names its product protein SYM1-like. The coding region runs from base 140 to 784 and encodes 214 amino acids. The transcript is spliced from 3 exons. Gene Ontology annotation, cellular component: membrane; cytoplasm. NCBI's taxonomy places the organism in Eukaryota, Viridiplantae, Streptophyta, Magnoliopsida, Fabales, Fabaceae. The record is from RefSeq and is a predicted model, not a curated record.